AUGGUAAAAGAUGAAGAUUCUGAGGCGAGGUCUCCUCUAUUUAUAGGAAGAAAAGAAAACAGACGAGAGAAGAGAAAGAAGGGAAGAACUGGGAAGAGAGGAUUAGUGAUUAGAAGCUCGAAAAAAUGGUUAAAAAGUAGUUGCAGACGAGGAAAGUUGAAGAAGAAGACGAUUGAGGUUGAUUUAAUCGUCGAGACAAUUGCUACAUCAAAGAAGGCCGACUCCCAGGUACAGGCUUCGAAAGCUUGCCAGGCAGUCAAAGCUGGAAUAUCUACCAUUAAGAAGGCGGCUAAGAAGAUCCGUACAUCAGUCACAUUCACAGGACAAAGACAUUGCAGAAGGCAAAAAACCCCCAGUACCCACAUAUUAGUGCACCACCAAGGAACAAGCUUGACCAUCACCAGCACUGAAAUACCCACUCAAGAGAUUAGGCUUUGAGUUAUCCCCCAGUUAUAAAAUUUGCUGUAGUGUUGGGUUCUUUUUUUGUUACAAUCAAAGAAGUGGAAUAUAUGUAUUUGUAAUGGUUAUGACUGAAAUAAACAACGAAUUGAUCACAUUCAUUUGUAUUGUUAA
Messenger RNA from Papaver somniferum (opium poppy), 573 nucleotides. RefSeq lists its product as uncharacterized. Bases 1 to 438 code for a protein of 145 amino acids. The transcript is spliced from 4 exons. Lineage: Eukaryota; Viridiplantae; Streptophyta; Magnoliopsida; Ranunculales; Papaveraceae. The record is from RefSeq and is a predicted model, not a curated record.